AUGUCUAACGAGUCUGGAGAGUCUUUAGGAGUGUGGUGCUACCGUACCACCCAAAAGUCUGCCUCAUUGGUGAAGUCCCUCGUGAGGCAGGGUUCUGACGCUCUCUCUCGCGCUGCCUUCCUCAUGCAUCCCUUUCGUUCUCCUACCUUCCGGCCCCUGGGCACUUUCAGGGAUCGCGACACCGACGACUGGUCUGACUUGCCCGACAGUCCCCCUUCCGACAACAAGUUACCGUCUAGCGCAUCGCCGAAGAACAUCCUUUGGGAUUUCAGGGACUUAGCCGCGCCGUCGUCUCCCCCCACCAGUGUCGACGACGAGGACUACGUCGAGGCUGUACGCCACUGGCCUUUCGCUCGACGCAUAUUUGGCGACCUAUUGGACGACAGGGACUUCCCUGCCUUGUCCGACAUUUUAAUUCAGACACCUGAUUUUGAGCCAGAAGAUUGGGUUCUCCUCCAGACGAAGUUGAGGGACAAACCGGAGAUUCUUCGUCAUUUCUGGUUCCGUUACGAUCGAGCGAUGAAGACGGUGGUGUCCGGUUCCCCCAGCGGCCUGCACCAGGACGCCCUGCAAGGUUGCGUUCAUAACAUAGUAGAGGAGACCAUCAAACCAGUUACGGUUCAGUUCCCGCUGCCCGCCGGCAUGUUGGUGACGGAGAACGCGGCGAAGAUGUUGGUUAGGCAGGACCACAUAGAGAUUCCGGACUGUAUGGUAGGGCUGUCUUACCACGCCAAGCGCAAGGACCUCAGUGUCAGUUUGGGCGCUGACUGUGCAGUCGUCGAGUCUGCGAGAACGGAGAGUGUUCCGCACGUACUCGCCAAGGUUACUGACAACAUGCCAGUCCCGCUGCUUGAGCCAGAAGUGGGUGUGGGACGAACCUACGUGGAGCAAAUGGCGUCAGAGGCUGGAUCGGAGGGCGACGAGUCGGAGGCUGGAUCAGCGGGCAACGACGUGGAGGCGGGAUCAGCCGGCCACGAGGGGGAGGCCGGAUCAGAGGGCGACGCGUCAGAGGAAGGGGUGCCGAUGGAGACGGACGACGAUGACGACGACGACGGGUCACGGACGCAGGCGGGCCCAGAUAACGAGCAGGAAGGAUCGUCUCCGCUCACCCCUCUAUCGCCUCUCUCACCGAGCUACAUCCCGUCAAACCCUCCUCUUCCCCCUCCCUUGCCACCGCUUCCUCCAGACCCGACCCGGAAGAUCUCUUCCGUGGUGUUCGUCGUCAUUUCCACGCAGGAGAAGGUCGUCAAAACCCCGCCACCCGACAUAGACAUCAGCAAGCCGGUAUGGGUCGAGCUCCCCUGUCCGGACGACGAAUGCAUCACGGGCGGCCACGCUUACGGCGGUAAAAUAUACGUGGGGGAGAUCCGCGCGUAUAUGUGGGUCUUCCAAGGUGCUGAGGAUCACGCGUAUCUUGCGGAGCAUUGGAAAGACAAUAUUGAAGCCUGGGUACGCAGCGGAAAGGCUCUGCUUCUGCGGAGGAAGUACGCGACUCCUGAGCAGAAGGCUGCACUCAGGCAGUGGGAAGAUCGCUGGCGCGAGUGCAUGCUGUCAGUGCGACAGAAAGUUCUCAACAGGAUCAUCGUAGGCAACGUCACCCAAUGCGUCAACGAUGCCGAAAUAGCCGCGUACCAACAGAAGUUCAACCCGCCGCCAAAUUUGAGCUUGCCUCAUAUCAAAGGCCCUGUAGGGAUUGUACGAAGGCAAGUCUACCGUGGAAGCUGGAACAUGGCAGCAGAAAGGCGAGCAAAGAUGACGAACGCCUCGACCUCGUACGAAGACGACGGCCUUCCUGGCACCGUGGGCGAAGCGUUCGUUGUGGGGAAGAACCUCAAGCGAGCGCUGGACGACGGCGACUUUGAAGAAGCUGUGUCAGCACUCAAAAGACCUCACCUCGAAGACGCUCUCGCGAACAAGAAGAGCUCGCUGACGGAUUCGGAUUACUUAGGCUCCGGUGACGGUAUGAGCGACCCCAUAUCGAGCGACCCCAUCGCAGAUCCUACGUACCGUCCGGAAGCAGACGACGGCUCGUAUUCGCAGGACAGCAACCACGGGGAAUCGUCGCAGGACGGUUCGGCAUCCCAAGACAGCUCUUCGCAGAACGGUUCAGCGUCCCAGGACAGCUCUUCGCAGGACGGCGAGGCGUCCAGAGAAGACGAGUCUUCGCAGGAAGAUGAGUCUUCGCAGGAAGAUGAGUCGUCCCAGGACGGCGGCUCAUCACAGGACGGUGGCUCAUCGCAGGACAGUCAGGAAGACUGA
Fomitopsis serialis is the source of this 2259-nucleotide messenger RNA. RefSeq lists its product as uncharacterized. The transcript has 9 exons. Bases 1 to 2259 code for a protein of 752 amino acids. Lineage: Eukaryota; Fungi; Basidiomycota; Agaricomycetes; Polyporales; Fomitopsidaceae. The record is from RefSeq and is a predicted model, not a curated record.